Closterium sp. Yama58-4 is the source of this 191-nucleotide messenger RNA. Lineage: Eukaryota; Viridiplantae; Streptophyta; Zygnematophyceae; Desmidiales; Closteriaceae. The record is from the annotation of a GenBank genome assembly.
CCACAAUCUUCAGUCCCGGCCGGGUUUCAACCAACAGCACCACAUCAUGGUCUAGGCGGCGUCACCGCACCGUCCGUGGCCCGCGCCCUUCCCGAGCACGUUGCCGCCUCACGUUUGAGCCCUUGCCGCGGUGAUCAAGUCCAUGCGCCCUCGUUUAAACCACUAAAGCGUGCGCGCAAGAUGCCACAGAG